Molecule: messenger RNA, 725 nt
Organism: Mytilus californianus (California mussel)
Lineage: Eukaryota; Metazoa; Mollusca; Bivalvia; Mytilida; Mytilidae
Exons: 2
Coding region: 198-725 (175 amino acids)
Source: RefSeq, a predicted model, not a curated record
CAAAACAGUGGUUCAACUUUAGAAUUGGCAGAAUAACUGCUUCUCGUGUCAAGAGGGUGUGUAGGACUGCACUUGAUAAACCAUCAAAAAGUUUAAUAAAAGACAUUUGCUACCCAAUUUCAAAGACAUUUACCUCGAAGGCAACUACAUGGGGGUGUGACCAUCAGAAAGAUGCGAAUGUUGACUAUAUUAACACCAUGUCCAAGAAUCACAUUAACUUUCAGUGGCAUGACAGUGGACUACUGAUUAAUCCAAAAUAUCCUUUCAUGGGAGCUAGCCCAGAUGGAAGAGUUUCAUGUGACUGUUGUGAUGAUAUUCUGGUGGAAAUAAAGUGUCCCUAUUGUCAGAGAACAGCAGAAAUAAGUGAUGAGGUAGACUGUCUUAAGAUUACAGAUGGAAGUUUACACUUGGACAAAGGACAUGCUUAUUUCUACCAGAUUCAAUGUCAGCUUAUGGUAGCCGAAGUGCAGUCUUGUGACUUUGUAGUGUGGACAGAGGCAGACUUUUACAAAGAAAGAAUCACUAUAGACAAUAUUUUCUGCAUAGAAAUGGUUGAAAGGCGUUCACUUUUCUUUCAGAAGACUAUUCUGCCAGAGUUGAUUGCCUGGUUUUAUAAACAUCUCGUCCAUAGACGUUUUAUUCUGCGACUUUCUGUCCGUCAUUAUACAUUUAACACAGUGGCUGUAUUAGAAACGACAAAAUUAUUUACCUGUAUGACUUCGUGA